UCAGUUAAAAGAGAAUCAAAAAAGAAAGGGUAAACAAAAAACAGAGGUGCAAGUGCAACAAGGGAAAUCUCGGUUUUUUUCGCGCAGGGUUUUCUCAAAUUCCUCCAAUCCUAAGUGGGAGCAAGGAGAUUUGAAACACAGAAACUGGUCAUCAUCAGAUUUUGGGUUCUGUGUACCGAAAUCCAAAAGUCUCAGUCGCGUGGAUUGGAGUUUGACACUAAGUUACAAGAUCGCUGCGGUUUCAGGAAUGAGUAGUUUAGUUGAGAGACUUCGUGUCAGAUCAGACUCAAGACCCCGCUAUAGUUUGGAUGAUUCUGAUGAUGAGUCAGACAUCCUGCUAGGUAAAUCCAAGAAUGCAGAGCAAUUUGAGAAGAUUAAUAGAGAUGAUGCGAAAGAAGAUUCAUGUAAUGCAUGUGGUGAAUCCGGGAAUCUACUUGUCUGUGAAACUUGCACUUACGAAUAUCACCCAAAGUGUUUAAUACCACCUCUGAAAGCUCCUCUUCCUACCAGCUGGAGGUGUCCAAAAUGUGUUAAUCCUCUAAAUGAUAUUGAAAAACUUUUGGACUGUGAAAUGCGGCCUACUGUUGCUGAUGAUAGUGAUGCCUCAAAGUUGGGUUCCAAGCAGAUAUUUGUGAAACAAUAUCUUGUGAAGUGGAAAGGCCUAUCUUAUCUCCAUUGCACAUGGGUACCUGAAAAAGAGUUUAUAAAAGCUUACAAGGAAUUACCUCGCUUAAGGACAAAAGUAAACAAUUUUCGCAAGCAAAUGAAUGUGGGCAACAACAAUGAAGAUGAAUAUGUUCCUAUCAGGCCAGAAUAUACAAUGGUUGACCGAAUUCUUGCUUGCAGGCAAGAAGGUGAGGAGGAAAAGGAAUAUCUUGUAAAAUGGGUGGGACUUAACUAUGAUGAAUGUUAUUGGGAAUCAGAGUCAGAUAUCUCAUCAUUUCAACAACAAAUUGAGAAUUUCAAUAGACUGCAGUCUAGAUAUCGGAAACUAAGGAAGCAGAAAAGCAACAAUCAUGAUGCAGCCGACUUAAGAAAGAAGUCAAAAGAAUUUCAACAGUUUGAAAAGAGUCCCGAAUUUCUUCCUGGGGGUGAGCUCCACCCAUAUCAGCUUGAAGGAUUAAACUUCUUGCGUUUCUCAUGGUCUAAACAAACACAUGUCAUACUUGCAGACGAAAUGGGUCUUGGAAAAACAAUACAAAGUAUUGCCUUUUUAGCCUCUCUAUAUGAAGAGAAUGUCUCCCCACAUCUAGUAGUAGCACCACUUUCUACAUUGAGAAACUGGGAACGUGAAUUUGCCACAUGGGCGCCUCAUAUGAAUGUUGUUAUGUAUGUUGGAACAGCUGCUGCACGUGCUGUAAUACGUGAAUAUGAAUUUUAUUUCCCAAAGUCUCAUAAGAAGGACAAGAAGAAGAAGUCAAGUCAUGGGUCAAAUGAAAAUAAGCAAGCCAGGAUUAAAUUUGAUGUCCUAUUGACAUCUUAUGAAAUGAUCAACAUAGAUAACGGGUCCCUCAAGGCAAUAAGCUGGGAGACUAUGAUAGUGGACGAAGGCCAUCGUCUCAAGAACAAGGAUUCAAAGUUGUUUUCUGCACUGAAACAGUUUGAUACCAGACAUCGUACAUUAUUGACUGGAACCCCUCUUCAGAACAACUUGGAUGAGCUUUUCAUGCUUAUGCACUUCCUUGAUGCUGGGAAGUUUGCAAGUUUGGAAGAGUUUCAGGAAGAGUUUAAGGAUAUCAAUCAAGAAGAGCAAGUUUCAAGGCUCCAUAAGAUGUUGGCCCCUCAUCUUCUAAGAAGAUUGAAGAAAGAUGUUAUGAAGAAACUACCUCCUAAAAAGGAGCUCAUUUUACGUGUGGAGUUAAGUAGCAAGCAGAAAGAGUACUACAAGGCAAUUUUAACUCGUAACUAUCAGUUAUUAACUCGCCGAGGAGGCGCCCAGAUUUCUCUCAUUAAUGUGGUUAUGGAAUUGCGCAAGCUCUGUUGUCACCCUUUUAUGCUGGAGGGAGUUGAACCAGAAGACACCAAUGAGUUCUACAAACAACUGUUGGAAUCUUCUGGGAAACUGCAGCUUUUGGAUAAAAUGAUGGUGAAGCUCAAAGAGCAAGGACAUAGAGUUUUAAUUUAUACACAAUUUCAGCACAUGUUGGAUUUGCUUGAAGAUUAUUGCAAUUACAAGAAAUGGCUAUAUGAACGAAUUGAUGGAAAAGUUAGUGGAGGGGAAAGACAAGUUCGAAUUGAUAGGUUCAAUGUCAGUAAUUCUUCUAGAUUUUGCUUUCUGCUAUCUACUAGAGCUGGUGGUUUGGGUAUUAACCUUGCCACUGCAGAUACAGUUAUUAUUUAUGACAGUGAUUGGAAUCCUCAUGCUGAUCUACAAGCAAUGGCCAGAGCUCAUCGUCUUGGACAGAAAAAUAAGGUUAUGAUAUUUAGACUUAUAACAAGAGGAACAAUUGAAGAAAGGAUGAUGGAGAUGACCAAGAAGAAGAUGGUGUUGGAGCAUUUGGUUGUUGGCAAGCUUAAAAAUCAAAACAUCAAUCAGGAAGAGCUGGAUGACAUCAUCAGGUAUGGAUCAAAGGAGUUAUUUGCUGAUGAGAAUGAUGAGGCUAUGAAAUCAAGACAAAUCCAUUACGAUGAUGCUGCAAUAGAUAGAUUGCUUAACCGUGAUUACACUGAAGAAGAAAAUGCUGCAAUGGAAGAUGCAGAAGAAGAUGGCUUUUUGAAAGCAUUUAAGGUGGCAAAUUUUGAGUACAUUGAUGAGGCGUCAAAAGAGGAAGAGGAAAUACAAGAACCCAUAGCAGAGGACAAAAGUGCAGCCACAAAUCCAGAAAGAUCAAGUUAUUGGGAGGAGUUGUUAAAAGACAGAUAUGAAGUUCACAAAGUUGAAGAGUUGAAUUCUAUGGGAAAAGGUAAAAGAAGCAGAAAGCAGAUGGUGUCUGUUGAAGAUGAUGAUCUUGCUGGAUUGGAAGAUGUAAGCUCUGAUGCUGAUGAUAAUUAUGAGGCCGAGUUGUCUGAUGGAGAGAAUUCAGCUGGAGCAACACCUGUGAAAAAGCCUUACAGGAAGAAAACACGUGGUAUGAUACACUUUUAUCUUUUAAUCUUUUAUAAGUUGCAUAAAUUUGUUUUGUUUGGGGUGAUAAUAUUUGUUAAUGGGAUCUUUUUCUUAAUUAUAUUUGCAGUUGACAAUGCUGAGCUACUUCCUCUUAUGGAAGGUGAAGGGAGAGCCUUUAGAGUAUUGGGAUUUAAUCAAAGUCAAAGGGCUCAAUUUGUUCAAAUCUUGAUGAGAUUUGGGGUUGGAGACUUUGAUUGGGCGGAAUUUACUUCACGUUUGAAGCAAAAGAGUUAUGAGGAAAUUAAAGUUUAUGGAACUCUCUUCUUGUCGCACAUUUCUGAAGACAUUACAGAUGCUGCAACUUUUUCAGAUGGUGUUCCGAAAGAAGGGCUAAGAAUAGAAGAUGUACUUGUCAGGAUUGCAGUCUUGCUUCUUGUAAGAGAUAAAGUAAAAAACACUUCAGAGAAUCAAAGUGCUCCCCUUUUUACAGAUGACAUCAUCUAUCGGUAUCCAGGAUUAAGAGGUUUAAAAUUCUGGAAGGAGGAACACGAUCGAACCCUACUCCGUGCUGUCUUGAAGCAUGGUUAUGGAAGAUGGCAAGCUAUUGUUGAUGACAAGGAUUUGAGGGUGCAAGAAGUGAUUUGUCAAGAGUUGAAUCUCCCUGGUAUAAAUAUGAGUCUCCCAGGGGCACCUCAAGGUCAAUUUGUCCCACCUGGAAGUGUUGAAGCUCAAACACCAGCAACAGCAGUAGCAGCUACUCAACCACAAGCACAAGCACAAGUUCAGGAUUCCACUGCUGCUGCAAAUAAUGCUUUGUAUCACUUCAGAGAGAUGCAAAGAAGACUGGUUGAGUUUGUUAAGAAACGUGUCCUCCUUCUGGAAAAAGGACUUAAUGCCGAAUACCAGAAAGAAUACUUUGGUGAUGAAAAACCCAAUGAGAUUCGGAAUGAUGACAUGGAAACUGAUCAAAAGGUUGUGGACAGACCAAGUGCAAGCCACAAUGACACAAGUUCUCAGAUGAUUGGUCAAUUGCCUCAAAUCCAAGUUAUCUCUCCAGAAGAAAUAACAGCAGCAGCUUGUGAUGAUAAAAAGGAUCGUUUGGCAAUGGCCCGCCAUUAUAACGAGAUGUGCAAGAUAGUUGAGGAAAAUGCGGUUGAAUCAGUUGAGGCAUAUGUGGGGAACAAACCUGGUGCAGGUUUGAAGCUGAAAAAGAAGCUUGAACCACUGGAAGGGAUACAUGAACAAGUCUCCAAGAUUCUUGGAAAUGAAAAGAGCAAUGGUGAUGUGAGUCAGCAUGAAGUCAACGGGACCACAAACACUGCUGAUGUGGCAAUGGAAGAUGGGGAAGGACGAAGCCCGGGUGUCAUUGUGUUGGAGUAAAUCGUGUUACUAAGUUAACUUGUUUCUUAUGCUUUUGAGACUUGUUGAGAAGGUUUUUUUUUUUUUUUUUUUAUAGAAAAGUGGUUGGGUUGGAGUUUAGAUGUUUUGUGCCAUGAAAAUGCAAUACAGUUUACUAAUCAAAAGUUAUUAGGAGCUAAAAUUUGUGUAAGGUGUUCCAACAGGCGAGACACCACCAAUGUUGUUAGUUUGAUAGUUAAUGUUGUCUUUUGAGUAUAGGAAGGAGGAACUGAUGAUACAUUUUCAGCUUCUUUUAUUGUUAUAUCCAAGUUUCUGCUAGUGGUAAACUUACAACUA
Molecule: messenger RNA, 4741 nt
Organism: Lactuca sativa (garden lettuce)
Lineage: Eukaryota; Viridiplantae; Streptophyta; Magnoliopsida; Asterales; Asteraceae
Source: RefSeq, a predicted model, not a curated record